AUUCUCCUCUAUUCACUGACUUAAACACACACACACUCUUGCUUUCCUCUCUCUCUAAAAAAGAAAUUCAGCUGUUUUCUGGAUUUGGGAUUUUUCUUGGUAGAUUGUCUCUUUGGAAGGAUAAGUCUUUUUUGGGUGCUGUCUUCUUUUGUGGGCUCAGGUGUUGGUAAAAAAAAGUGGCAAUCAAUCAAACUGAAGAAACAGCAUGCGGUGGUAUAGUCUUUCGAUUGAUGUUUUCCAGAAAGUCAUCUCUUUGAACUUGUAUUGCCGUGUGAUUCUAUAAAGCCUUCGUUUCGUUUCACCAAAUACUUUUUUUUAUCUCUCUUUCUUUCCCACAUUCAUCCUAGCAUAGAGUCUUAUUGCCAUGGGAUCCACUUGCUUCGUCGUUAUCCCUUGCUACGUACGUUGGAUUAGCUGAUCUUUCUUCUCUCGUCCCACCUCUAUACCGUUAUAAAGCUCUCUUGCCAUCUGAACUGUUUCUUUCGACUAAGUUUAGUGAUUUUAGUCAUUUCCCUUUGUCAUUUCCUUGUGUGGUGCAAGUUCUCGAGAUAAGGAAUUCGAAUCGUUGGAUUGGUAGUCACUCUCUUCCGCGACAGUUUUCUGCGAAUUUGAGUUAAAAAGUUUUGGGGAAGUAGUUAUGGUAAGCCAAGCAGCUAGUCAGACAAGAUUUCGAGCAUUGAAACACGAGAGUGGAAUUGACGGGAGUGCAACCAUUAUAGUUAGAGUAAUAGCAUGCUUUCAACCUCUUCAAGAUUGUCAGGCCGAAUAUUUCAGACAUCUACUUAAACCUGUCACGUAGAUUCGUUUCUUUUCACGCGUUCAAGUUAAGCUGGAUUUUGUUUUAUAUAUUUCUAUUUUAGCUCGAAGAUUCAACAAGAAAUCAGUUAAUUCUUAGGUUAUUGGUGUGCUUAAAUGGAAAGGCAUUUCGGGUCCGGGUAUGAUCAGCACCUACUGUCAUCUACACUGAAUCUGUCGGGAUUUCCCUUCACGAACGGCUAUCUGAAUACUGAGCCAGUUCAUAGGUACCCUUACCCCGUCGAAGAUUCCACAUUGAGAAAUCUUCCUCCCGUACCUGGCUCAGGUUUCCUACAGUCGAAGGCAAGUGAACCAAAUCGGUUGCAGAAUUGGUUAUACCAUAAGCAACAAUUCCACCAAGCCUUCAUUCCUGCGCCAGACUCUGCAUCCGGACAGAAGUUCCCUUUGGGCCUUUCUGAUGUCGAACGCCUCAGAACCCCUACCAUACCCGGUCAAAAGAGGUUUCUCGUAUUCGAUCAAUCCGGUGAUAAAACCACUCUCUUAUACAGCUCUGGGGUCCACGCUCCUGUUCAGUUUGGAGCUUGUCAGCCGCCGAAUCUCCCAUCCGCCUACAAUUUGGGUGUCGAGAUGAGGGAUUUGAAAGACGAGAGUUUCGAAGAAAACUCUAAAGAUGUCACGGAAGGCGAAAUGCGUGAAGACACAGAAGAACUGGAUGCCCUCCUCUGCUCUGACUACGACAGCGAUUUCUCCGAGGAUGAGGAGACGAGCACCGGCCAUUCCCCUAGCACCAUGACUGACAACGGUGCGCCAAAACUGGCAGAGGAAACCGGUGAAGAAGUCGAUAGCUUUUCCGUACCAUUGAAAAGGCGAAAGCUUUUGGAUGGAAACGGCGACAUCCCAUCAAGCAUGUACGACGCAAGCUCUGUGAAAACCUUUGCCUACUCCGAACAAGUAGAGAGUGAUGCUGAGUCGAGCUGUGGUAGUCGUAAGGAGGCAUCAACCUGCAAAAGGUCGAGGAAAGACGAAAUACUCGACACUGUGAGCAUUCUGCAGAGCAUAAUCCCUGAUUCGAACGGGAAAGAUGCAAUCUUUGUGAUUGAUCAAGCAAUCCAUUACUUGAGAUCGUUGAAGGCGAAAGCCAAGGCCUUGGGGCUCGAGUCCCUCGACGCCCUAUAAACUUCGCCUACUGUCCGUUCCUCGAAAAUAACAGGUCGUCGUAGUAACUUCCGUUGUCUAUAAACUAGUCGUUGUUUCUAGCAAAGGUAGCCUUAGAGCUUGUGUGAAAAAUCGAAUCUUGAAAGGCACAUCGUGUGAAAAAUCGAGUCUUGAAAGGGGUAGCGUGUGAAAAAUCGCGUCUUGAAAGACGAUCAUAUUUGAAGUCUUCUCCGAUAUGAUUGAUUUGGAAAAAGCAGCAGCAGCCAUGUUUUCUUGAUGUCUCCGAGCCUCCGUUUUCUCCUCUUCGGCUCUUCACGGCCUUGGGGUGGAGUCGAGUCGAGCUGAGCUUCUGCAUCGCGUGUUCGGGGUCUUCGUUCGUGGCCGAAAAUGAAGCUCCAUCUCUCUGUCUGUGUGUGUCUAUUAUUGUUCCGUUGUGUGAGAAUAUUUUUGUUGCAUUUGUUGGGAUGUAAAUGUGAAGUUUGUGUUGUUUUUAUUCGGGUGUUGUAAUGCAGCGUGCUUGUGUUUGUAUUUGUCUGAAACAAUGAGAAGUCUAUUUUGUAAUUUUAAAAUCAUUUGUAUU
This is a messenger RNA of Salvia hispanica, 2491 nucleotides long. RefSeq names its product transcription factor bHLH145-like. The record is from RefSeq and is a predicted model, not a curated record. Lineage: Eukaryota; Viridiplantae; Streptophyta; Magnoliopsida; Lamiales; Lamiaceae.